GAACAAGCUCACAGUUUGUCGCGUUAACUGAGACGAGAAGGAGGGAAGAACUGAGGAGCCUCUAUAAUCCGCGGCCAUGGUUGUGCAGCAGCAACCAAUGCAACAUACCGACAGCCAUAUCUCGUCAAUCUCUCUCUGUCCUGUGUCGAUGAGAUGAACUUGCCAGCCAACUCUUUCUUUCUACAUGAACCAUUCUGCGUCUUUGCAUAGCUGUUCACCUAUCAUAAUGUCUGGUCCUCGGGUGGACAAUUUCCAGACGUUAGAUCCACGCAAGCAAGAGCUGCUGGAGGCCCGCUUCCUCGGCAUGCGAUCGACGUCGAAUCCGGCCGGCGGGAGUGGCGCCACACUGCAACAUCAGCAGCUACAGCAGCAUGCUGCUACAAUGGCUGGAUCCCACUCUGCUGGGCCACCUACGGGUUGUCACGUCAUGACAACAGCGACAACCAACCAACUAGUACAGCAUUCGCUCCAACAGCCUAGUCCGUCCAGUCUCCUCAACGCCAACGCACCACCGCCACCGACACAGCAACAACAACAACAACAUCUCGCAACUCCCCAAUUUACGGCUACCUAUACAAAUCCCUCCACCAACAACCAUGGUUCGGGAGGUUCGGGGAGUUCUGGCAGUAGCGGUUAUUCAAACCCGAAUCAGCCAACGCAGUACAACCUAGGUGGCGGGGGCAUCAUGCCGCCGACGAGUGCAACUACGACAUUGCAACAUCAACAUUUGCAACAACACCAGCAGCAGCACAAUCAAGACUCGAAUCUGAGUACGGGUUCGUCGGAUCGCGAGCUCAUGCGACUCACCGAUAACAACACGAAUGAAGAACUACGAACUCCUGAACGUUGUGGUGGAAGCGGAGGUGGGAACAGUGGCGGACCGCAGCAGCGGAUUCCUAACUCUAACGCGGUAGUGGCUAGCGCUGGAUCAGCACAGGCCGCCGCACCAACGACCCCCACCGAGCGGAAGAGAAGACGGAAAAAUGCCGAUGAUUCGGUGGCACCUCUCGGCAAACAAUCACGAGGAGACAAUAAGAAAAUCAGCGAAUAUUUCAAAGGUCACCCACCGAAUAGCCCGGGCCAUCAAAGCGGGACCAAAUCUCCAUCUCCUGUUCAUCAACUACAGCAGCUGCAACAGCCCAUGCAGAGCCAGCACCAAUCUUUCCUGGGAGUGCCCAAUCUUUGUCCGUCUCCUCAAGGUGUUGCGACCGCAAUAACGACGACGGCAACGAUAACGGCGUCAUCGGCAGCACCGUCGACGACGGCCUCCAGUUACCCAAAUUCGAACAUGAAUCAUGCAGCACCGUCUGGUGGCAUUCCAGUCAACAAUUCGGGCAUGGUAACUGGAAACGGCACGCCCGGCGGAUUCGGAGCUGGGUUGCAACAGUCUCCCGCAGCCCAGUCAGUGUCAGCCACAGGUGCCCAGGCGUCCAGUGGGUCAACUCAGCCGAUAGCUGCGUCUGGAGGAGUUCCAGCAGCAUCGACGCCUGCUGGAGGAGGUGGUGGAGGAUCCGACGCUGGGUUAAUGCAACCACCUAGAAAUCCAGCACCUUCGACCCACCAUAAGAAAGUGGGCGGCGUGACCGCUUCGUCGACGGGUGCCAUAGUGUCGGGAUCCGCCGCCACUGCUGGCCUGGACGGCAACAAUAGUGGCGGUGUUGGCAGCAGUAACAGUAGUCCGGCCGGAAGCACAACGAGACGAAGAGGAGUCGCCGCUGCAGCAAUUUCCAGUGUUGCCGCUGUCGUCGCAGCGGUGGCAGGUGGCGGGGCCGGUCCCGGUCCACCUUCCAUCGUUACGGCAGAAGUCAGUAAAACACAACAGCAAAACGAGCUGGAGCUCAAAGAGAAUCGGAUAGAUGAACUAGUGCGAUCGAACGAGGAGUUGUCGGCCAAAGUGUCUGCCCAGCAGAAAGUGGUUGACCAGCAAAAGGCUUCCAUUCAAAAGUGUCUAGACGUCGUCAAGAAGUUGUUGAUCGAAAAAUCCACCAUCGAGAAGAAAGAGGCUCGGGCGCGAUGCAUGCAAAACCGGCUGCGGCUCGGCCAGUUCGUGACGCAAAGAGUCGGUGCCACGUUUCAAGAGAACUGGACCGACGGCUACGCUUUUCAAGAGCUGGCCAAGCGACAAGAAGAGCUGAGCACCCUGCGAGAGGAAAUCGAUAGGCAGCGCAAACUGCUGUGCAAACGGAAACCGACGACUUCGGAAACGCCAACGGGCACAACCCGAAAGCGGACGGCCGCCGGCAGCGGUAGCUCAAGCAACUCGUCAAGCAGAGAUUCGUCGAAUGCCAACAACCUCCUCAACGGCACGGAGAGUACGCUGAAGGCGAACGACCUGAAUCGCGACUUCAACAUUCAGGAAUACUAUGAAGCCGAGGAGAUCCUCAAGCUAAAGCAGAACGCCUUGAAGAAAGAGGAUGGCGACCUGCAGCUGGAGAUGGAGAAGCUGGAACGAGAGCGCAACCUGCACAUUCGCGAACUGAAGCGGAUUCACAACGAGGACCAGAGUCGCUUCAACAAUCACCCCGUCCUCAAUGAUCGCUACCUGCUCCUCAUGCUGCUCGGCAAGGGUGGCUUCAGUGAGGUUCACAAAGCCUUUGACCUCAAGGAGCAACGGUACGUGGCUUGUAAAGUCCAUCAGUUGAACAAAGACUGGAAGGAUGAUAAAAAAGCCAAUUAUAUCAAACAUGCUCUGCGGGAGUACAAUAUUCACAAGCAGUUGGACCAUCCAAGAGUCGUGCGGUUGUUUGACGUUUUCGAGAUUGAUGCCAACUCGUUUUGCACUGUCCUCGAAUAUUGUGAUGGACAUGAUCUGGAUUUCUACCUGAAACAGCACAAGAUUAUUGGCGAACGAGAAGCCAGGUCGAUCAUUACGCAAGUUGUUUCGGCUUUGAAAUACUUGAACGAAAUCAAACCUCCAGUCAUUCACUACGAUUUGAAGCCCGGCAACAUUUUGCUUAGCAACGGCAGCAUUUGUGGUGAUAUUAAAAUCACAGAUUUUGGCCUCUCGAAAAUCAUGGACGAGGACAAUUACAAUCCGGAGCACGGCAUGGAUCUGACCUCGCAAGGCGCCGGAACCUAUUGGUAUCUACCACCAGAGUGCUUCGUUGUCGGCAAAACACCGCCCAAAAUCUCGUCCAAGGUUGACGUCUGGAGUGUGGGUGUCAUUUUCUAUCAGUGUCUCUAUGGUAAAAAGCCGUUUGGACACAAUCAAUCGCAGGCCACCAUUUUGGAGGAGAACACCAUACUCAAAGCAACUGAGGUGCAGUUUCCUACCAAACCAGCUGUCAGUUCGGAAGCCAAAAACUUUAUCCGGCGGUGUUUAGCGUAUCGUAAGGAGGAUCGAGACGACGUGCUGUCACUAGCCCGUCACGAAUACCUGCAGCCACCCGUCUCAAAGCACGGACGCCAGUCAGCUCAAGUGCAGCAGCAGCUGCAACAACAGCAACAACACCACCAACUACAGCAACAGCAGCAGCACCAAAGUCAGCCGCAGUCGGGCCUCUUUACCGGAGCCUUUGUCAGUUCGGGAAUGAACGCUUCCAGUUCGUCCUAGAACAUAAAAGAAAGGGACAACAAUUUUAAAAAGCAGCACCUACUCUCUCGUCCUCCACUUCCUUCUCCUCUACCGUGAUCAUUUUUCAAAAGAAAAUAGGAGAAGAAAAAAACAAGCAAAACAAACAUAAAGGAGAAUCCACCCUACCCCACCAGAAAAAAAACAAACAAACAAGUGAAUGCUCUGUCGAGGAUUGGAGUUGGCGAAAGGGAAGAUUAUUGUAAUUUUUUUUUUUUUUAAUUCAGAAGUUUAUGCGAGUGAGUGAGGGCAUUUGUAAAGUACGUAACUGUUCACAAAAUCGAAGAAGAAUGAAGACAAAGAAAUUGAUGCCAGUGUCCUGUACGUGUUCUUUAAAAAAAAAGGAAGAAAAAAAAAAGUGAGAGUGGUGUGAAGAUAUUUGCGCGUGUUUUGUGUGUGGUGUGUGACGUUGUUGGUUGUUCAAUACCGACGAACCAGGUCUGUGAUGAUGCCUCCUUUUUUUUUAAAAUGAUUGCGCGGCCACAUCCCCCCCUAUUUCCUCCUCGUCAUCCUUUACGACAUCGGCUUCAAGCUACAAUAUCUAACUGUGCGUGUGUUUUGAGUGUGACUACCUACUCCUACGACAAACUACAAGAAGAGCGCCGACCGGAAUGGAGAAGAAGAAAAAAAAACCGAUAUACAAUUUUUCUUCUCUUCUAAAACAAGCCCCCGUCAACCAUCAUUCGUCUCGUGCUGCUGCCCCUCUCUUCUUUCCAAUUAUUAUUAAAAACAUUUUUUUUUUUUCCAAACCUUUGGGUCUUGUUCAUAUCUUUCCUCCAUCUUUCCUCUUUCUCUCUUGUCAUCAUUAAUCCAUUUGUAAAACGCGUGUGUGUGUGUGUGUGAGUGUUUGUAUGUGCCGCGACUCCCUCAUUGCUGUGAAUGUGACCCACCCAAAAGAUCCACUCACGCUGAUAUUUAGACAAUGAGGAAUUCUAAAGAAACCGGCCAAAAAAUAAUGUCUGUAUUUUUUUCUUUUUGUUUGUUACACAUCCCAGCUCCAACAAUAAUGUUAAACGCCGAUUCCGCUCCAUCUGCUAGUUUUUUUUCUUUCCCUCUUUCAUUUCCCGUUUAUUCACCUAUCGGUCAUCAUGCGUCUCCAACCAAUUUUCUAAUUGACAAUUGGUUUUCAAACAGCUGCUGUGUGUGUUAGUGUGUGUGAAUUCCAUCAUUUAUGAUAUGCAAAUGAUUCGCCCCUCUCCCCCUAAUCUUUCUAUCUCUAUCUCAAUUUAAUUUUUUCCCCCUCUUUAAAAUGACCGUUUGAUUGACAAAGAAAUACUUCUCUCUUACUCUCGAGAAAAACAAAACAAGAAAAGGACAUCUUUUUUCAAACACUUAUCGUAUACCGAUAUACGUAUAAACAAACGACAAAGUGAAAAAAUUUGAUUCUUUUAAAAACAUUUUGGAUACUAUUUCAAAAGAACUCGCUUGGGAUAGAGAGAAGAAAGAACAUAAUAAAUAAGACAAACGAGAACUCCGGAAAAAAAAAAACAACUGCGAAAGCAAAACAUUUGUCAACUUUUGCUUUAUUUUCCGAUCACAGAUAUCAGAAGAAGACAUGAACAUAGUCGAGGAAAGACGUGUCUUCGACUCAUUCCACCACAACCCAAAGUAAUUGCACGCCACUCUUAUGGAAUUUUCAUUUUUUUUAUUUCAAUUUUUACAUCAUACCACAGACACACACGCAGCUUACCCUAAACUUCCUCCCACAAACUUAAAAAAAAAUGAGAAACUAAGUAAAAGGAACUUCGACAAAAAUGCGCCGCGUUAUGAAUGGAAAUAAUAGACGUGCAAAAAACAUGAUGUCAAAACAAUUAGCAUGUGUUUUUUAUUUGUGCUUGUAAAUAAUAACAAUAAUUAUUAUUAUGGUGAUGAACUGUUUAUUGGGCCAGGUCGGUAACGGACCGAGAUUUUCACACGCAGGCAGAAAAGAAUGGACAUCUCUGAUUUUACAGUGUUGACUAAUUGCCGUAAUGUAAUAAACCAAACCCCUCGUUCCUUU
Daphnia magna is the source of this 5570-nucleotide messenger RNA. It is a transcript of the gene Tlk, whose product is annotated as serine/threonine-protein kinase tousled-like 2. The coding region runs from base 185 to 3553 and encodes 1122 amino acids. Gene Ontology annotation, molecular function: protein serine/threonine kinase activity; ATP binding. The transcript is spliced from 11 exons. Gene Ontology annotation, biological process: peptidyl-serine phosphorylation; intracellular signal transduction; chromosome segregation. The record is from RefSeq and is a predicted model, not a curated record. Gene Ontology annotation, cellular component: nucleus. Lineage: Eukaryota; Metazoa; Arthropoda; Branchiopoda; Diplostraca; Daphniidae.